UCUUCAACUGGGAUCUUACACUGACGAGCUUGUCACGGUGAGAACUCAAGAAGAAGGAGUCCAAGGCGCUUUGUGGUAUAGUAUCAGAUUGAUGUAUCUUUGUUGAACUGUGUAAUAAAGUGCUUAUUUGAAGAAACAAUCCAUUGGAGUGCAAAGUCUAGUUUUGUACAGCUAACAGAGAAUAGUGUCUAGUACACAAUUCCUUCUCCCUCAGAACUAAGAAACGGUCAUCGGCAGAUCCGGACAGCGACCCCGCUCUAGCCAUAUCCAAAUGAUCUGCGCGGAGGACGGACCUGGUCCGGUAGACUCCAACAGCUUGGUGACCCCGACGUGAUGGUCUAGAGCAGGUAAUCUGGACACCGAUGACCUUCUGAGAGGACACCAAAAAACAUUGAGUUUACGGCUUUUACAAGAAACCAUCUCACACAAUCAAAAACCCGGGUAACUCAGAAUCAAGGUAAGCAUCUGCCUGUUACAACAAAUAUAUGUGUUUGAAAUACCACUACAUUUUAGGAUUGUGUGAAAAUGGCAGAAAUAAUUGUCUCAGCUAAAAAGUAAAGAUAAAACGUAAAUAAAAUGGUGUGCACUAAAUAGAUCAACAAGGGCAUAAACAAAUCUGUGGUGAGAAGCGGGUGAAACCCGUAAUUUAUGAGGAUCCGCCGCGGUCCAAAGGGAAGGUGUAAAACUGGUCGCCGUACCAGUAGCCAUAGCACAGUGUAAAACUAGGCAAGGCCCUAGUAUCUAAGGAAGGUGUAAACCUGGUCGCCGUACCAGUAGCCAUAGCACAGUGUAAAACUAGGCGAGGCCCUAGUAUCUAAGAAAAGGUAGAAGACUAGCAAAAGACGCUAGCAACCAGAUAAUCUAAUAAAGAAAGAUAAGGAAAAGUAGAAAAUGGAAGGCGAAUUUGCGAGAGAAGAAGCACUAGGCUUCAAAAUCCCAGAUGUACGUCGCGAGGUUUGGAAAGAAUGGGUGGAAGAAGGACAAAAGGAAGUUGAGAAAAAGGAUCACAAAAAAUGGGAAAAAGGGGUAGCAAAAUUGUACCGAAAAUUGACAGAUAAUGGCAUACUGACAGCACACAGACAAAGAACUAAGGAUACAAAAGGAGAGUUGUUAGGAGGGAAAGAUACGAAAGGAAUGUUCAAAAAAGCCACCAAAGGGCUAGAAGAAGAGCUCUGUCGUCACAAGAGCAUAGACCCAGGGCGAUGGUCACUCAAAAAGAAAGCACACCAAAACCAACAAGAAAAACUAGAACAACUAAUUAGUACCUCAUAUGCCAUGGUCUCAGCCGCUGGCCGCCUGGAAGAAACAAAUAAAACCACCCCGGCCACACAAGCCCCCCUAGUAGCCGCGCCAGUAGCAGCACCGGCAGUAAAAACCCCCGCAGUAGCAGAACCCCCAAAACCAGCAGAACCCAUAAUCAACCAAGAGAAACACACGGCCGCCACCGCCCCAGCUCUCCUGUACCCCGAGCUCCCUAGAGAACAGCAUGAGGUGCCACCCCCGUAUAGCCCAGCCAACCCCUUCAGCCAGGCAGUGCUGCACCCUAUGAGGGCUGGACCCACCGACGGGUAUUACCAAAUAGAGGGAAAAGUCUUAUUAAACCAAACAUCCCCACCUUUGACCAGAGCAGGGGUACAAGGACCGUCCCCAGAUAGGAGAUACCAAGAUACCCCAUACCCUAGACAGGAACACAGCAAAGAAAGGGGAGGGGGAGCUAAAACAAGCGAGCAUGAAGACACAGAUACUCCCCGAAGAAAUGAAGGUAGGGCGUUAGCCGAGGCGAAUUUAGAGGCCGAGUUAGCACAAAGAAACAGAGAAAGGGCAUAGGAACAUGACUGCCAAACUAGAAUGGGACUCAGACUCAGAACACGCUUUCAUAACUCUCAAGCAAGAUAUGUCUACAGUAUGCGCACUGGCCUCAGCAGACUAUCAACACCCCUUCUUCUUGGAUGUUUCUGAAAAAGAAAACACCGUAAACGGCGUACUUUUCCAGAAAAAGGGGGAUCAGAGUCCAGGCAGAAAAAUGUUGCUGUAUGCUAGCGUAGCACUAGAUGCAGCAGAGGCAAAAGAACCCCCAUGCAUCAGACAUGCAGCUGGAGUGGCUAGAGUACUAAGGAAAAUCCAACACAUAGUGAUGAGACACCCACUCACAGUGCUCACAAGCCAUAGCAUUGUAGCCCUAGUCAACUCAGCGGCCUUCACCAUGACAUCAGCAAGACAGACCAGGUUAGAAAAGUCUCUGACACAGCCACACAUAACCUACACACAUGAAGGCACCAACAUGGCAGACUACUUACCAGGAGAAGGAGUCCCACACAGGUGUGAGGAAAAAGUAGUACAGGAUGUAAAAAUACGCCCAGACAUGCAGGAAACGCCAGUAACAGGGGCAAGAGACAUGUUCACUGACGGAUGUUGUUACAGACACCCACAGGACGGCCUAAAAGGGGCCUACGCUGUGGUAGGACGAAGUAAUGAGACAGGACUUUUUGAAAACAUUGACUGCUCCCCCAUCAAAGGAAAAGUGUCAGCUCAACUAGCUGAACUAAAGGGCGUAAUCGCCGCUUUGAACCAAGGAAUAGAUCAAGACAUCAAUGUGUACACAGACUCAGCAUACGUACACGGGGUAGUGCACCACGACCUAAAAAGAUGGCUCAGGGCAGGAUUCGUAACUAGUACAGGAACACCAGUGAAACACUAUCACGAAAUCAAGGCGUUAGAGGAGGCUAUCAUGAAACCCAACAGAGUAGCUGUAAUCAAAUGCAAAGGACACACCAAAACCACAGGGUACCUAACCGAUGGAAACACUGCCGCCGAUCUGGCCGCCAAGCAGGCAGCCGGAUACGAAGCCACAUUCUCACAAAUGGUUGUACGGGCUCCCCAAGAAGGAAUACUAGAAGCCAGAACAGAUGAGGAGUUGGCUAAAGAACAAUCUAAAGCUUCCCCGCAAGAACUAACGGCCUGGAGAAACAAAGGGGCAAGAAAGGGAGCAAAUGACAUUUGGUACUCCCCAGACGGGAGGCCAGUGAUCCCACCAGGGUGGGUAAGACCUAUGAUGAAGGAAGCACACUCAAUGGCACACGUAGGAAAGAACCAAAUGGUUAGGGCCCUGACCCAUUGGUGGCACCCUUACCUACCAGAUUUAAUAGCUAAUCAUCUUGAAGAAUGCAGUAUUUGUGGACGCUACAAUGUGAGGGCCACCAUCAAACCACAUGAGGGAAAGUUUCCUGCAGUAACAAUGGCAGGGGAGGAGAUAGUCAUAGACUAUACAGACAUGAUAGACAGACACAGGGGAAAGAGGUACAUACUCAUGGUUGUGGAUGCCUACACAGGGUGGCCAGAAGCCAUCCCCUGUGCAAAAGAAGACAGCCAGUCUGUAAUCAACUUCCUGGUACAAACCUACAUUCCAAGACACGGGUUCCCCAAAAAGAUUCGCAGUGACAAUGGAAGCCACUUCAAAAAUCACGAUUUAGCGGUGGUGGAAGCCUCUCUUGGGCUAACCCACAGAUUUGGAGCAGUGUAUCAUCCACAAUCACAGGGAAAGGUUGAGAGAAUGAACUUAAAUCUAAAACAGAAACUAGCAAAGGCGAUGGAAGAAACAGGAAUGACAUGGUUGGAGGCACUACCUCUCGCCCUAUUGGCUAUCAGGAGUUCCAUUUGCAGGACCACUGGGUUCACUCCAUAUGAAAUGACUCAUGGGCACCAGUUUCCAGGCCCAGGGGCGGGAGCCACGGUUUCAAAGGAACUGUAUGACAAAGUGGGGCACCAGGCCUACUAUGAACAACUAAAAUGCCUCGUUGCAGAGUUCGCGGACGAAUCCACAGCAGCCAGAGCCAAAGGACACACAGAGGAAGCUGAGGGCAGCAGGGACGCUGAAUACGUCCGCCUGAAGACGUCCGCCUGAAGACGAUCAAACCCAAGUGGUGUGCUCCAAGGUUCUCUGAACCACUCAAGGUAACCCAGCGAACAGAUCAUGCAGUCAGAGUAGACGGAAAAGGAGACACGUGGUACCACUGGAGCAGGUGUGUGGAAGCACCAGCACCUACCAGGACCCUCGCUGACACCAUCCAGGACCUAGGCCAACUGAACAUCAGGCAAACAACCGAAGCCCCCCAACCCCCAAGUGUGGACAUCGACUCCACUUCCGAGGAGGAGGAGACAACAGGGGAACCAACGGCAGCCCAGGAGAUAACAGCCGGCGAGGAGGCACAACAAGGGACCGCUCCCCCAAAGUAGGCGGUACACCACACGCAUCACAUACACACACAAGAGACACUCACCUACACUGAUACACCAAAUAACUUUUACAAGAAAAACAAAGAUGAAGAAGAACUCAGGACCUAACCAACACCUCUAUUGCUUGGCCUUAACACUGUGUUUUUUCAUUAUUGUUGGAAUAAUCAUUAUCAUAGUGGGUGAAAGGGGGAGGCAAAUCAUUGACCAAAGUAAUAAUCCAAAUUCCCCACAAAAUAAAACUACACAAGAUACCUUUUCUCCUCCAAAAAACAGCCUAACUAGACACGUCCGCAAUGUGGCCGGCACAGUAGAUACGACAAAUUUCACCCAAUGUAACCAGAAAGAUGCAUUGAGACACAUCUCGCUGACACUUUGCCUACCCUCGGACUCAAGUACCACUACCCUCAUCCCGUACACCAGUUUGUCAAACGAACUCAACCAAAAAGGAGGGUCGUGGGGAAAAAAAUACCAAUGGUACAUGACGCUAGACUUUUGGUUCGGAAAAGGCGAUCCCAAUGAAAGAUAUAGCUAUGGUCGAGCGUGGACCGACUUGGUGGGAGAGACAGGGGCGGAUUGGAGUUCAUCGUCAACAGGAACAGCGAAAAAAGUAAGGCAAAGAGUUCACCUGGCAAAAUCCUCAUCUGGCCUCGUAGUACAGUUAGACUUAACGGGGGUACCCCAACCCAAGAAAGAUGAACCCCCUUGCGCAUCCUUUUAUCUAUGGCCCAAGACAUCGCCAAGCCCCCAAUUCUCUAUAUACGUAUGCAUGUCCAGUCGCAUUAAAAGACCACAAUCUGACAUAGUAUCCGUCCAAAAGGGGGUGGUGAUCCACUCCACUAAGGAGUGGACAACUGAUCAAGAGUUCCAAGCAGCAACUGGAAUCUCGGGACACACAGCAAACAGCAACAACUGGUUACUGAUGGCACAACAAGCCGCGCUAGACACAGGCGAUGACUGCCUCGUUUGUAUGGGAGCCAGACCCCUGCUCCACAUAAUUCCUGCCCCGGUAGAACCAAGGUGUGCCACUGAAAUAAUGGGGACAGACAACCCUCAACACAAUUGCUCUAAAUACGACGUUUACUUCCCUUUAGCCAACGCGGAAUUAAAAAAGCCCUUAUUCUUUGCAAAAGUUCCGAGGUUGAAUUACACCUGUUUCCACACCACAAUCAGAAACACCGGGGGGUUUAACAAAACUCUCUGCGACCACAUAGUGACACCAACUACACCUGGACGUGGUGUAAUCCGAGCAGACAUAUGGUUCUACUGCGGUGGCAACCAACUCCACGAUCGCGUCCCAUAUAAUGCCAGUGGUCUAUGUGCACUGGUCACUUUGCUUCUACCAGUGAAAACCUACAAAUUAAAAGUAGGGGACAUAACAAACCUGGCAGAACAAUACCCCUAUCAUACUACGAACAGAGUCGAACGCGAAGCCAUGAUUGACCCAGAUCCAACGUACAUAGACGCAAUAGGGGUACCACGGGGCGUACCAAGUGACUACAAAAUAGCCGAUCAAGUAGCGGACGGCUUCACAUCCAUCAUCUGCCCCUAGUGUGUCAUCAAUAAAAACUCAGACCGCAUCAAUUACAUUAAUUAUAAUAUCCAACGCCUAGGAAACCUCACACAUGCCGGACUCAAGGCAGUUAGUGAGCAAUUGAAAGCCACAUCACUCAUGGCCUAUCAAAACAGAAUGGCCCUAGACAUGCUCCUAGCAGAAAAAGGCGGAGUAUGUGCAAUGUUCGGAGAGCAAUGCUGCACCUUCAUUCCCAACAACACCGCUGCAGAUGGCACUCUACAAAUAGCACUGGACGGUCUGAAAACCCUCAACUCCCGCAUGAAAGAUCAAUCUGGUAUCGACGGUAAAUGGGACGAAUGGAUGUCAGUGUUCGGUAAAUACAAAACCCUGGUCACCUCAGUAUUGGUAUCAAUGGCCGUGUUUGCAGCAAUUUUGACCUUGUGCGGGUGCUGCUGCAUCCCAUGUAUCCGCUCAAUGGUGGACAAAAUAAUUAGUACCGCCAUAGCACCUUCUACUCCCCUGGGCCAACAACUCGCCUUGCUAUCCUUAGAAAACAACCCAGACAUUGAAGAAGGCGAAGAAGAAGCGGCAGCAAUGGACACUUUCCCGACAGCACCACCAGUACCACCGUAUGGCAGAAUGUGGGAAAGAGAGACAGAAGCCUAAAACAGCUGACAUAAAUGUACAUAAACAAUAGCGUUGUUUUGUUGCCCCAAUCAUUAGAAUGGGGCAAAAGGGGGAUUGAAGGAUAAAGAUAAGGCAAAUGUGGCAGUGAAUAUAAGAUAUAGUGGGCCUAUCAUGGAAAAGCUAAGACAUUGAGCUGUCUGAGUGGAAAAGUACAGUACUGUGUUAAAGUCCAACUGCUGAGAAGCCUCAGUGGAAAUAUACUAUGUGAAUACUGUGUGCAAAAAAAACGCGGGGUCAACCAGAUUAAGAACAGAGGCAUCCUGUUAUGUCCAAACUGAUAAGCCACAAGGUUGCAGAACUCAUUAUUCUCACACUAAAUCACCCACCAAGCAGGCGCAACAGUUCACAAGGGCAGUCUUGUGAGUGAAACCAGAUAAGGAAGUGAGUGAAAGCAAAUAAGGAAGUAACAAAAGCGUGCCGAAGGCUAACCUAAGAGUUGCUAGGGUAGCAAUGGCAGAUUACACCACAAGAAAGCAGCGAAGGUGGGGGCUCCGCUAGGAACAGUAUAUAAGCAGGAUGUAUUCAGUACUCGAGGCUCUCUUCAACUGGGAUCUUACACUGACGAGCUUGUCACGGUGAGAACUCAAGAAGAAGGAGUCCAAGGCGCUUUGUGGUAUAGUAUCAGAUUGAUGUAUCUUUGUUGAACUGUGUAAUAAAGUGCUUAUUUGAAGAAACAAUC
Gymnodraco acuticeps is the source of this 7112-nucleotide messenger RNA. RefSeq lists its product as uncharacterized. The record is from RefSeq and is a predicted model, not a curated record. Gene Ontology annotation, biological process: DNA integration. The transcript has 2 exons. Gene Ontology annotation, molecular function: nucleic acid binding; RNA-DNA hybrid ribonuclease activity. NCBI's taxonomy places the organism in Eukaryota, Metazoa, Chordata, Actinopteri, Perciformes, Bathydraconidae. The coding region runs from base 1832 to 3901 and encodes 689 amino acids.